GCAUUAUGGGUCUGCUUGGCUGGUUUCAGGAAGUAGCUGUCGGUAAUGUAAAACAGCAACAGAGUACAAAUUCCCUGAUUCUUGAUGAAGAGGGAGUUUUUAUAAACAGUUCUGCUGCAAACGAACAAAUAAAUGAUGCUGAUAUCUCACCUCUCAGCUAGAGUCUAGUUUGCAUGGAACAAAGCCUGUGAUAAACUGAGCUAGUUAACAGCCCACAAUGGAUUCCCCUGAAACAGAGGAAAAGAGAGAGGACGCAGCACCAAGCACGUCAAAUACACCUGGUGAAGGAGAUGAUGGACCUAAGCCUAAGAAGGCCUCUUUGAAAAGGACAGCUGGUCAGCCUCCUAAAGCAAAACCAAAGAAGCGGAGGAAGGCCCGACCCGCCCAGCUCGGCUACAGAGUCGAACAGGGGGAGGAUAUGCUACUUGUCAUAUCGAGUACAACAGCUGAUUAUGAAGGCUCUGUCUGGGCUCCCCCAAGGAAGGGGAGCAAAAAGAAGAAGCUAAUUAAAGCUAAACUGAAAGCUGGUCAGAAGAAGAAGAAGAAAAAGACACUCCGUGCCAAGCCUACACUGGAAAUUAUACCAGUAGACACAGUUAAAAAGGACACCACUUUGUUUCUUCCACAAGAAGCGGGCGACCACAGAUGGGGUCAAAGUGUUCCUGAGGAGGUGCUCAUCAAUAUUUUCCAGAUGGUGGUUAUCCAAGAUGGUGCUGUACCAUUCCUAUGCAGAGUGGGGAGAGUUUGCCGCCUGUGGAACGCCGCUGCCUCCAGUCCGGUCCUGUGGAGGAAGGUGACUAUCGGUCACUGCUGGAUUGCACCGGGGUUAAGCCAGCUACCUAAAACUGAGAGGAAAGUUAGGGACACGUUUACCUGGCUGUCUCAAAACAGAUUCUCCCAGCUACGAGACUUCUCUCUCUAUCACUGGAAAAAUAACGUGAACUUUGCAGUGGAGGCUGUGUCACUGAACGCCCCACACCUUCGCUCCCUCACGCUCUCCUACUGCACAGGCCUGACGGCAGAAGGUUUCUCCAGCCUCGGUCAGCACAGCCGGUCUCUACAGAACUUGAAUCUUCAGCAUUCAGAGUUUCAGGUUGAAGGACUUGUGGACUACCUUGAAAACCAUGGGAGCCAGAUCAAGCAAAUUUGGUUCACUCAUGGACCGAAGCAUGACAAAGUUCAGGCUGCCAUCUCUAGGGGGGUCUGUCCUGAUUUGGAGUUUUUCGAGGUCAACACGCAGCUCAACAGUAGGGACUGUGAACUUCGUCUUUACAUCCAAGCACUGCAGACGGCAUGCCCGAAACUAAAGACCUUCCGGAUACUGAAUGUCAGACCUCUCCUAAAGCCAACGCGUAACAGUGCUGACUCAUCAUUAGGCUUUCCAUUACUGGAGGAGCUCUGUAUCGCAACCACGUCUCAUUCCUACAUGACCGACAAAGAUUUGUGGGACAUUCUCUUCGGCUCCACCAGGCUGCGGGUGCUGGAUCUUCGGGGAUGUUCGCGAAUAACGCCAUCUGGUCUCACGGCACUGCCAUGUGCUGAGCUUGAGUGUCUGUACUGGGGACAUUAUUUCGGCAGCAACCUUGGGUCGUCAUCAACUAAAAAGGGGCUUCACAUGGUGACAGAGAAGUGGAGUCGAACACUGCAGCAGCUUGACAUUGCAUAUCAGCUCUUCACUGAGGAGGAGUUGGAGAUAGCAAUGAGUUACCUUGUUCAGACAACAGAGGCAGAUACCUUGCGUUCACUUAAUCUUAGUGGGACCAGAAUCACAUCACCUGCACUCAGGUCUGUCAUCGGCCAAAUGACUUCUCUAGACUACCUCAAUAUUUCGUCCUGCCGUUAUCUUCCACGAGGGCUGAAGAGAAUUUACCGUGGCCAAGAAGACAUUCGCCAACUGCUAGACAAACUGGACUAGUUUUCAUAUUCAUCUGGUAUCAGAAAUGUGGAACUGAAUUCUGCUGGUGCAAAUGUUUUACAGUCUUUGGAUUAUGUUUUUACUCAUGAGCAUUUUGUACUCUGGUGUCUUUGUAAAAUUUGUCUUAAAUGAGUACUGCUCACACAAAACAAGUAAUUCUUGUACUGUACAAGCAAUCCUUAUUGCUGCAAGAAAGGAGAAACCAAGGAUUUGGAAUCCAGAAAGGAAACAUGUUGCUUCUCUGUUCAUGUGAGUUAACGAUUAGUAAUGUUAAAGAAUUUGUUUGUUUUUCUUUUCUUUUUGUUCCUCAAGUUACACUAAUUCCAAGAAAAAAUGUUGCCAAAAAUAUAUGCAAUAAAGAAUAAAAUGAACAUGACACAAUAAA
Notolabrus celidotus (New Zealand spotty) is the source of this 2300-nucleotide messenger RNA. It is a transcript of the gene fbxl6, whose product is annotated as F-box and leucine-rich repeat protein 6. The transcript has 10 exons. The coding region runs from base 218 to 1915 and encodes 565 amino acids. Gene Ontology annotation, molecular function: protein binding. The record is from RefSeq and is a predicted model, not a curated record. Gene Ontology annotation, biological process: SCF-dependent proteasomal ubiquitin-dependent protein catabolic process. Gene Ontology annotation, cellular component: SCF ubiquitin ligase complex. NCBI's taxonomy places the organism in Eukaryota, Metazoa, Chordata, Actinopteri, Labriformes, Labridae.